AUGGCGGCUGGAGCUUGGUUUCUUUGGCAUGGUGCCCCUAGCUUCGGUGGAGUCCAACAAGGACUGCUCGGGAAGGUAGCAGAUGAGGCAGUGUCAAAUCCAAUGGGAGGUGUGUCGUUGAACCAGCCGUUGAUCAACGACGACCCGCUGCCCCUGCCCCUGCCCGGCAGUAUCGCCAAGGGUGAUCAAAUUGAAGGCUUGUUGUCAGCUGGAUGGACAAAUGAGCGGCACAGCUCGUACAUGAGCUCCAUGGAGGCUUCUUUCGUGGAGCAACUUUAUGUCCAAGAGAACUGCAACUAUGAUGCUAAUAAGAACAAUCUCCGCAAUAUCGCUAUAAACAGCCUCCCUGAGAAUCCAUGGGUAAGGCGUUUCAAGCCACGUGGUGCCUGUGUGAAUCACCGUGCUAAUGGGAUGGAACCUAUUGUUGAUGAUUAUGGGUCAGGAUGCAUGGCGGUGGCCCUCGCCAGGCCGCGCGGAGCUGCGCUCGACGCCCUGCCCCAGGCGCACGACGGCGGCCCUAGCCAGGCUGCCCGGAGUCGAGCUCGAAGCCCUGACCUAGGCCACGCGGCGGCGGUCCUCACCAAGUUGCUUGGAGCUGCACUCGCUGGCCCGCCCCGUGCUACGCAGCGGUGCCCUCACGACCUCACUGGAUCGUUGUGCUCCGCCACCUGCAGGUGUCAUCACCAGGGAAUUAGUUACAAUCUAAUCUGCAUUUCUAGGAUGCUUCUCAAGAGAAGAUUACCAUAUUUCGUCACUUCCAUGUUUCGUUGUCAAUCAUUAGACUACGAAUUUGAUAAUGAUGAGUUUCAUGCAACUGUUCAUGGUACCUUGCCAUAUCACAAUCUGAGGCCUGACCUUGUUUUGAGGACCCUCCUACUUUCAAUUCCAUAG
This is a messenger RNA of Miscanthus lutarioriparius, 891 nucleotides long. The record is from the annotation of a GenBank genome assembly. Lineage: Eukaryota; Viridiplantae; Streptophyta; Magnoliopsida; Poales; Poaceae.